AUGAAUGAAGAUUUAAAACUAGGGUCAGUAAUAUGGCCUAAUUUUUCUUCACCCUUUAAUAUAACAUGCUAUGGAUUAAAUUAUGAUGGUAAUAUUUUGGCAGUGGGUAGUCGUGAAGGGAACAUAGUACUUUUUCGAGCAGAAGGAAAUGAAAAGUUUAGCAAUAGUGAUAAUAAUAGUGGUAAUAAUAAUGAGGGUGUUAUACCGAGCAAUGAGAGUGGAAACAAAAUAUUGUCAAAUGAUUUAGAACAAGUUAAUUCGAGCAAAUGCAAUGAUGGUAUGGAAAAGAAUGGAGUAAGGGGCAACGAAUAUAGAGAGGUUGGGAAAAAAGAAAAUGAAAUAAAUGAAAAAAGUGAAAAAAAUGAAAAUAAAAGAAUAAGUAUUGAUUCAAAUUUUGAAGAGGUUAAAAAAAGUGGUAGCCUAAAUAGCAGUAGCAAUGGAAACAGUUUUGACAAUUUCAAUAAAGGUGGUGAAAAUAAUGAAGAAGGAAUGAACAACCGAAUAAAGUUAGUGCCAUAUAAUAUAUUAUUAAAUAAUAAAAAUAAUGGAUGUAAUAAUAGUGUAACACAAUUGUGUUUUGGUUUAUCUUGCUCUUAUCUUAUUGAAUGUGUAUCAAGAGAAAUAUUAAUUUCAUUAUAUGUCGAUAAUACAAUAGCUUUAUGGUCAUUGGAUGAAGGAAGGUGCUUUAAAAUUUUUAAAAAUUUUAAUUUUUAUAUUUAUAAUAUGAGAAUAUUACAAGAUAGGAGGUUUAUAUUGGUUAGUGGAUAUAAAGAUUUGUUAGUUAUAGAUUUAUGGGGUAAUCCAGAUAAGGAAGUAGUAGCUCGUUUAUCUAUAGGGAAUAAAGAAAACAAUGAUGAGGUUGGUAAAAGUAGUGAAGUUAGUGAUCUAGAAGGUAGCAAUGGUACACAUUAUGACAUUGCUGAUAGUGAUAUAAAUUAUAAAAUAUGUUCUUCUUCAUCUGAUAGCUUAGAAUCUAAUGAUUUUUCAAUGGUUAAUCCUCGAGGAAUAGAUAAUUGUAAAGAAAAUAAUGAAGGAGGUGAUGAAAUCAUUGAUGGGAUGCAUGAUGAUAUAUCUGUAAAAUAUUCGUCUCCAUCAUUAGCUACUAAUAUAAGCGAACGAAAUAGAUAUAGUAAACAUAGCUAUUAUGAUAAUUCACAAUUUUUAAAUUAUAAGCUAUAUUAUACUAAAAAAAAAAAUAAAAAUAGUAAUAAGAAUUUGAAUUUAAAAAUAUGUUGUAUUUCUGCUGGUUUAGUACCAUAUUUAAAAAAAGAAAAUCAAAGAUCUAUAAUGCAAUGUAUGAAAUUGUUAAAAAGAAAGAUUUUUAAUAAUUAUGAAAAAAGAGAAAGAAGUAAUUUAAAUUAUGGAGAUAUAGGAGGUAAUGAUAAUAAUAUGAGAGGAGAUGAAUUAGAUGAAGAGUAUAUAAAAUUAAGAGAAAAAGAAACAUAUAAAAAUUUAAAUGAUCUAUUUUAUUGUCCAAUAUUAAUAUCAGCAUGGUUAAAUAAUGGUGAUAUAAUAUGUUGGGAUUUAACAGAUUUAUUAAAUUUUUAUAAAAACAAAACAAGAUUUGUUAUAAGAACUGAUAAAACUGAAGUUGAAACAUAUAAUGAAACAAUUGAAGAUAUGGCAGAAAAUUGUAUAUAUAAUGAAUUAAUAAAAAAUAGAAUAAAUGUACCAAAUGAUAUAAAUUUAAAAUCUCAAGAUAAAAAUUUGAAGAAUAUAGAUAUUUAUGAACAAAUUGAUGGAGUAUAUAAUGUUGAUCCGAUUUUUAUUUCAAACCUUCCAAUAUCAAAAUCAGAUUUAGAAAUAUCUUCUAAUGGUAAUUCAAGUCAAAUAGCUAUUAUAGAUAAUUAUAUCAUAAUUUUACAAAAAAAUAGAUUAAUUAUUUAUGAAAGAAAAAAUGCAAAUUCUUCUUUUGUUCCACUAAUGGAUUUAUUUUGUCCUGACUUUGAUCAAUCAUGUAAAACUCGUUCUCAAAAUGCUCAUUGGGUUGGCAUACAAGUUUUGCGCGCAUCCCAAAACAACAGCUCAAAAAUAAAAUCGUACAAUAUUAUGCAGAACAUGUCGAAGAACAUUUGUGGGUGCAUUGUCGCCUGGACAACAGAAGGGAAUUUUUAUUGCUAUACUUUACCUCUAAAAUUUUCAAGCAUGUUUUUAUCUUUUCAAUCGAAUAUAAAAUCUUAUUUUUUAAUGAAGGUUGACAAAAAUUUAUUGGGUUCAUUUAAGAGUCCCGGUCCAAUUAUUUUUUACAGAAAUACAUAUAUCACAUCUGAAAAAGAUGCAGGACCCGAUGCAAAGAAUAUUUCUAAUAGCAGUUGCAUAUUCAAUCAGGUAAAACACAAUAAUGAACAAAUGGACGAUAUGUAUCUAAGUAAUAAUAAUGAAGAAAGAGUGAGUAAUAAGUAUGGCAAUAUUUAUAGUGUGCGUACAUCGAGUUAUAGUUACAAUAGUGUAAAUAAAAAAUAUUUAAAUGAAAGGGUGAAUUUAUGUGAAAUUGAAAAGAACCCAUCUUCAAUAGAAUCAAUAAAAUUGAAAAAUAAUAAUAUCUAUAAUGAAGAUACAAAUAUUUUGAAAAUAAAAAAUAAUAAUUAUCGUAAAAAUAAAUCAUCUAUAUGGGGAGAUGAUGUAUUUUUUUUAUUUGUAAACAAAUCAAAACUAAACAGAAUUAUAGUUUGUGAAUAUUUGUAUGGCAUUUGGUAUAUGACUAAUAAAAUAGAUAGUAUAUGGUUAUUAGGUAAUAAAAAAGAUAAAAAACAAAUAAAUAAUAUUUUAGAAGAUAAUGAAAGGGGAUAUAAAUAUAGUGAGAACAAUUAUGACAUAAUAAAAAGUCAAAUAGAAACAGCAAAAAAUAAUAAAAUAAUUGUAGAAAAAAGAAUUAUUAAUGAAAUUAGCAAUAAUCAUGUUUAUAAUCGAAAAGAAAACGAUGAACAUAAUGAGAAUAAAAAUAAAGAAAUAAUUACAUAUGCAUUUUGUGAAAAUAAUUUAAAUAUAUAUGUAAUAAUAAGUUAUAGAGAUACUCGAGUUGUGUGUGUAUUAAUAAAUUGUUAUAAAUAUAUAGAGAAUAAAAAAAUAAUAUAUGAUUUAUAUAUCCCUGAUAAUUUAUAUAAAAAAAAAAAUUUUAUAACAGCAUUGCAUGCCGAAAAUGAUUAUAUAAUUGGUGGAACAGAUAGUGGGGAUAUAUUAAUAUGGAAUAUUUUUAAUUUUAGUUUAGUGAAAUAUAUAAAAAAAUGUCAUUUUUCAUAUAUAUGUAGUAUAUAUAAAGUUGUUACAGAUAAUUAUUUAAAAAAAAAUAAUGUAAACAUAUCGACUGAAAGAGAAGACACAUCUUUUAUAUUAACAUGUGAUGCAAGUAACCAUAUGAUUUUAAUAAAUUUGAGUAAUAUAGAUUAUAAUAAUAAUCAUAAUAACUUUUUUUGUAAAAAUGAUGAAUGUAAUAUUAUUAUAUCUUCGGAAGAUAAUAUAGAUAGUGUGUUAUUUUGGAAGAAAGAAAAAGAGAAAUUGAAAAAAAAAAUAAUGAAAAGUAAGAGAAGCAAAAGUUUUGAGAUCAGUAUUUGUAAUAAAACAGAUAGAGUAUAUAUUAGAAGAACAAGUAGUGGUAAAAUCAAUUAUAAGAAUAAAAGAAAAAGUAGUGCUCCAACAAGUUAUGUUAAUACUACUUUUAAAAGGUCGAGUUUGUUGCAACCAGAAAAUAAAUAUAAACUAAUAAACAUUUUAAACUUUAAAAAAGCAAUAAAAAAUUAUCAAGAAAAAAAUAAUAAUUCAAAUAUGUAUAAUAUAUCAUUAUUAAAAGCCAAAAAAUCUAUUAUAAAAUUAAAAAAGAAAACAUGGGAAAAACGAUAUGAAAUGGAAAGAAAAUUAAAAGUUAUGACUCAUGUUUGUUUUCAUUGUUGUUUUAUGAAGUUAGAAAAGAAAAAUGAAAUUAAUUUUAAAUUAAUAAAUAAUGUAUAUAUAAAUAGUUAUUCUUCACUAUUAUAUAUUAGUUUAGUGAAUAAUUAUGUAUAUAUAUAUAAUUAUAAAAAUGGUAAUUUUUUAAGAUACUUAUAUGAUUCUCAAUAUUCUCAAAUAUCUAAUAUCCCAUUUGAAAAUGUAUAUACUAGGCUAGGUGUAAGUAUAUCGAACAUUCAGCUUUUAAAUAAGAUUAGAAUUGAAAAAAAUGCAACCCCCUAUUUACAUGGAUCUAGUAUCGAAAGUGAAAUAACAUCGGAUAAUGAUUAUGAUGAAGAUAGUUCAUGUUCUUCUCGACGAAGUUCGUCGUCACAUUCUUUAGAGUCAGUACAACAAUUUUUAAGCAGUGAUGGAAUGGAAAUAAGUAAUGAGGAUUAUACUACCAGUGACAGUUGCUUGAGUAAGAAGGAUAGGAUAAUACAAUUUGAAAAAAAAAAAUUUAAUAAAAUGAGUUAUAAUAAUUUAAAUAAUAUAAUUAGAGAAAAAAAUAAUAAAAAAGCAUCUUAUUUAUUAGUAAAAAGUCAAAUACCAAUUAUUAGUCACAUAUUAUUUCGGGAUAAUAACUUAUCAAAAAAAGCAUUACCUUUAGGAAGAUUAUUGUAUCAUUAUUUUUUACCUGAUAAAUGCAUAAACUUAUGUAAAGAAUUUUUUUUCUUCUUAACCGACUUUCCGUCAUUACCAUUUUCGAUGUGUAUACAUGGAAAGGAAUCAACAUGUUCAUUAAUUAUUCCAAAAUAUACUCAGCUAUUUUAUUUCUCGAAAAUGUACCCAUUGAAAUUGGAAAAAGAAAAAUUUAUAAAAAAUGUAGACGAAACAGAAAAUGAGGAUAUUAUAAAUUAUAGAAUAAACAAAAAAGAGAUGGAUAUAUUUUUAUCAGCAGAAAAAAGGAAAAAAAAAAAAAGAAAACAAUUUUUUUAUGAUUCAUUAAAUAUAGAUUAUAAUGAUAUAUAUAAUAAACAGUUUAAAAAUAAAUAUUUUUUAAAUGAUUCGUUAAGAAAAAAAUACAUUUAUUUUGGUCUUAAAAUGGGAACUAAACAAAAUGAGAAUAAACAUAAAGUUAGUGCACUAAUGAAUAAAUGGAAAUAUGAAGGUCGAGAAGAAAAUUGUAAUGGUGAAGAUAGUCAGGAUAUGUUAAAAAGAUAUAAAAUAAAUAAAGAUAGUAAUUUGUAUACAAUAAAAGUGAACGAUAAAUGGGAACUACCAAAUAGUAGUCAUUCCGUAUAUAAAGAGAUUGAAAUAAAUUAUGAAAAAAAAACAGAUAAAAAUUAUAAUAGACAUAAUAAUAAUUUAUAUAUAUUACAAUAUAAUUGUUCUAAUAAUCGAAAUAUUGAAAGAAAUAAAAAUAUAGACAUACGUAAUCGCAAACAAUGGAUGAGUUCUUAUUUAGAUGAUAAAAUGGAUGAAUGGGAUUCAUGUGAUUCUUCCUCUAGUAAAUCAAGUAUAUAUUUAUAUAUCCCUAAAAAAAAAAAAAAAAAAAAUACUCCCAAGAAAGGUCGAAGUAGUAUACGCAGAGUCAGUGGGGUUGAUAAAAAAGUUACUAUUCCAAGUAGACGUAGUGAAAUAAAAGGAAGUAAAUAUGGUGAAGAAAUGGAUAUUAAAAAGAAGGUAACAAACCCAAUAAAUACGUUUUCGAAAAGGGAAAAUAAAAAAAUAAAAAAAAGAAACAAGGGGGAUAUAUCUUACUUUUUUAAUGAUAACUCAGUUGAGAUAUGUUGUGAAAGUUUGUAUGUGAAUACUUUGUAUUUUUGUUUUAUUUUACGAUUUAUAAGUUUAUGGUUCAAAAUGUGUCGAGAUAAAUAUAAUGAUAAUAUAUUAAUAAAUUUAAAAAAAUAUAUAAUAUACAAUUUACCAAAUAAUAAUAAAAUAAAUUUAUUUUUAUUAAGUUAUAUAUCUAUGUAUCCAUAUGAUAAAAGUAUAAGAAUUCAGUUACAAAAAUUUAUGUUUAUAUUAAUACAGAAUAUGAAGAACGGAUGGCUAGAUCAAUAUUCAAAGCUAGCUACAGAAAUAUUAAGAAUUAAUAAUAAAAAAAAAAGAAUUAUAAAAAAAACAAAUGAUAAUAUAUCAUUAUAUGAUACAACAGGAACAUAUGUAAUACAAAUAAUUAUACCAAGAGUUGGAUCACAUUAUUUAUAUCCAUAUGUAUAUGCAGAUGAAAUAUGUUUAACACUUUUAUUAUUAUUAUUAGUUGUUAAAUCUAUAUAUUUAAGAAAUUCCAAAAUAUUUUAUUCAAACGCAAAUAUGGCUACACUAAUUAUUCAUCAUAUAUGUUAUUAUAUAUUUGUGGAUACACAAAAUUUGAUUGAAAAUACAUAUAAUAAAUUUAAUAAGUUUAAAUUAUUUCAUUUUAUACAUUUAUUAUCAUUAAGUUUUUCAAUAACUUGGGAUUUUGUUGUAUUAAUACAAAAAGGAAUCUUUACUAAUAAUAUGAAAAAUGUUACUUAUAGCAAUUUUAAUAUAAAUAUAAAAGAUGAAGAUUUUAUUGAUAAUGAGCAAAUUGUAAAUGAAAACUUUUAUAAAAAUUUGAAAGAUUAUUAUAUAUUGGCAAAUACAUUAGGAAAUGAAUCUUUACAUCAUUCAACAAGUGAGAUUAAUUUAAAAAAUUGUAUGGAAGAUUAUAUAAUGAAAUCUGAUACGGAUCAUAAUGAUAUGACUGAUCAAAAUUAUGAAAACCAAGAUUUAGAAUUAAGUUCAUAUGAAAAUAUUAUAUUAGAUGAAAAUAGUGGCAUAUCAAAAACAGCUAUUCGUAAAGCUAGCGAAUCUGGGGAACAUGCUGGUGUUAUUGUUAAUAGUAUUAGAAAUGAUGGAGAAAAUGAAGCUUUAAUUAAAUCUAAAAUUAUAGAGGAGAAAAAAAAACAGAUAUAUGCAGAAUUAUGUAAUAUAAAUUAUGAUGUAAAUAAAAUAUUUUCUAAUAAAAAAUGUCCAUUUAAUGAGAAUAAUUAUAUAAGUAUAUGUCAUUUUAUUUUAAAUAUUUUUGAAUUAUAUACCUUAUCAUUAAAUAAUAUCAGCUUUUUAAAAAUUUUAAUAAAUAUAGGACGUAUUGAGCCAUUUUUAUUUUUGAAGACACUACAAUAUAUAAGUUGUAAUUUACAGAAACGUGUAUUAUAUAUAAAUAAAAUAUUAUUUUUAUUAAUAAUAUUGAUAAAAAAUUAUAAAUGGAUAUUUAAAUAUUAUAUGAAUAUAAUUAUAGAUAUAUUGUUAAUUUCAUUGGAUCCAUCAAAUAAUGUAAGAAUGGUAUGCUUAAAAUUAUCAACAAGUUUAAUUUAUACACUAGUAAAAAACUUUUCGAUUUGUGCAUUUAAUAAGUUUACUCAAAGGUUAGCAGUAGCAAAUAAUGCUAAUAAAUGUAUAUAUUUAUAUGAUUUAAAAAAUGCAAAAAAAUUAAAAAUAUUUCAAGGACAUAAAAAAAGUGUAGAUUGUAUUAAUUUUAAUUCAAAUGGAACAUGUUUAGCAUCUUAUUCAAAAUUAGAUUUUUCUUUUAAAAUUUGGAAUUGUUCAAAUGCUGGAUUAUUUAGUGGAUUUUUAAAAGUUCAAUCAAAAUGCUCAAGAGAUAUACAAUUGUCUAAAAUUAAAUUAAGUUAUUUAUUUUUGUCAGACAGUUUUAUAAAUAUUACUUAUAAAAAGAAAAAUGAAUGGGUUUUACGUCGAGAAGACAACGUUACUUAUUUGAUAUAUACUUGA
Messenger RNA from Plasmodium vinckei vinckei, 7620 nucleotides. RefSeq names its product WD repeat-containing protein, putative. Gene Ontology annotation, cellular component: cytoplasm. The record is from RefSeq and is a predicted model, not a curated record. Bases 1 to 7620 code for a protein of 2539 amino acids. NCBI's taxonomy places the organism in Eukaryota, Apicomplexa, Aconoidasida, Haemosporida, Plasmodiidae. The transcript is spliced from 2 exons. Gene Ontology annotation, molecular function: protein binding.